Molecule: messenger RNA, 6249 nt
Organism: Spea bombifrons (plains spadefoot toad)
Lineage: Eukaryota; Metazoa; Chordata; Amphibia; Anura; Pelobatidae
Gene: RBBP6
Product: RB binding protein 6, ubiquitin ligase
Exons: 17
Coding region: 697-6066 (1789 amino acids)
Biological process (GO): mRNA processing; ubiquitin-dependent protein catabolic process; protein ubiquitination
Cellular component (GO): nucleus
Molecular function (GO): zinc ion binding; nucleic acid binding; ubiquitin protein ligase activity
Source: RefSeq, a predicted model, not a curated record
CUGCCUGGAAACCCCGUGAGGUAGACAGACGGUCAGUUCGCCAUUAGCUGCUGUGAGGAACGCGUCGAAGAGAUUCUUUGGACGGUUUUCGGAUUUGCAAGGGCUCUCGUAGCCCAAAGUUCACCCCCACAGACCCUCAGGGACCAUCCAAGGGGGUUUACCGUGGGGGGCGAGCUUCGACUCUCCCGCCUGAGGUAUUCGACGACUCGGAGCCUGGGACUAGGCCCACAGCCGUCUAUUGUGUACCCGACCAGGACUAGGUCGGCGCUGGGACUUCGCCUGGGAUCAGGACAUCACUUGGAGGACUAGGACUAGGACGGGACUGUGUGACUACCCCGCCGGUCGGGGGAACUUCACGGACUCGGCCUCGGACUGUUGGCCCCCUAGAGACCCUUUACUGGAUUCAAAGACAUUGAUUUUGGCCUAAGGCCUGUUGGACUGUGGAAGAUUAAGGAAGCCUUGGACUUUUCUAUUACCCGUUACCUCUGAAGACCGGGUGUGUGUGUUUCUGGGACGGAAGGCAGGGUAGAGGAGGCCCGUUUGUCACCUGGUGGGCCUUCCCCCCUCUCUUCCGGUGCCGUGUGCGGACCAUCAGCCUGGUGUGUGUGAGGGGAGUCAUGUGUGUGGGGGGCUUUGUGUGCUGAGAGUGAGUGUCCCGUUUCUCUCUAACUACACCCCCACCCCUCUGUAUUUAACAUGUCGUGUGUGCACUAUAAGUUUUCCUCCAAACUCAUCUAUGACACGGUCACGUUUGACGGGCUGCACAUCUGCCUGAGCGACCUGAAGAAGCAGAUCAUGACCAGAGAGCGGCUGAAGGCGGCGGACUGCGACCUGCAGAUCACCAACGCCCAGACCCAGGAAGAGUAUACAGAUGAUGCAGCCCUGAUUCCUAAGAACUCAUCUGUAAUUGUCCGGAGAAUUCCCAUCGGUGGUGUAAAGACUACAAACAAAGCAUAUGUCAUAAGUCGUGCCGAACCAGUGAGUGGAACAUCAAAAGCAAUUGAUGACGCUUCUGCAUCUAUUUCUCUGGCCCAGCUUGCUAAGACCGGCAACCUGGCUGAAGCCAAUGCUUCUGAAGAAGACAAAAUCAAAGCAAUGAUCUCUCAGUCUGGACAAGAAUAUGACCCUGUCAACUAUAUGAAGAAACCGCUAGGCCCUCCACCUCCAUCCUACACCUGUUUCCGAUGCUUGAAACCUGGCCACUACAUUAAGAACUGUCCUACCAAUGGGGACAAAAGUUUUGAGGCUACGCCGAGGAUUAAAAAGAGCACCGGAAUCCCCCGUAGUUUCAUGGUGGAAGUAGAAGAUCCAAAUAUGAAGGGGGCCAUGUUGACAAACACUGGAAAAUAUGCCAUACCUACUAUUGAUGCGGUGGCAUAUGCUAUGGGCAAAAAAGAAAAGCCCCCGUUUCUUCCAAAUGAGCCCUCCUCAUCUUCAGAGGAGGAAGACCCCAUACCUGACGAGCUGCUAUGUCUGAUCUGCAAAGACAUGAUGAGCGAUGCGGUUGUUAUCCCGUGCUGUGGGAAUAGCUACUGUGAUGAAUGCAUCCGCUCGGCACUACUGGAGUCUGAUGAUCAUACCUGCCCUACUUGUAAUCAGGCAGAUGUCUCGCCUGACGCUCUAAUUGCCAACAAGUUUUUGCGCCAGGCUGUAAACAACUUUAAGAAUGAAACUGGUUACACUAAGAGGAUUCGUAAACAGCAGUCUGCUACGGCCCAUCGGCAGUCACAGGCUCCCCCGCCUGCCAGAGCUGCUCAGCAGACCUCCCGCCUGAUGACGUCCCGUCAGCAGGACCCUCUUGUUGCUGCCACCGCUUCUGCGCCAGUUGUUAACCAAACCGCUCCCAGCGCUGUUCCGAGCCAGUCUCCUGCACACAGCACCCCUCCGGCUAAUCCUCCUCCUCGGACUGCCUCUCCUGUGGAUUCUACAGCGGCACUGCCGUUACCGGUCCACAAAGACCGAGAGAAACCCGACGCGGUGUUUCACAGUCAGGACAAAGUCAGCUCCCGUUCCAGUUCUGUUCCUGCCGUACCAGUUUCAUCAGCCGGCUGCGUGCCCUUGCCUGGCAACUCCAUCCUAGGCGACAAGGGGUUUCAUGUACCUGUCCUUGGCCAGCUGCCUUCGCUUGCUCAUUGCCAUCCUGCCCCUACACCACUUCUGAGGGCAAAUAUCCCCAGACCAUCCGCUCCUAGACCACUCAUGGCAUGGGAUGGUAGAGGACGUCAUCCCCAUAGUGAUCGCCCACCUAGAAAUCAGGGCCCUUCCAUGGGAUCAUCAGGACCUGUAUACGUCCACCCUCCUCCUCCAUUGUUUCCACCUCCACCACCUCAUGGCCUGCAGCUGCCCCCAGGGGUGCCGCCGCCGCAGUUUCCACCGCAGUUCCCUCCUGGUCAGCCUCCAGCUGCUGGUUAUAAUGUUCCUCCUCCUGGCUUUCCUUCUGCCCCCGCAACCGUCUCUGCCCCGUGGGCUGCUCCAGCCGUGCAAACCGCACACGCCAGCGCCAUACAAGCGCCUUCACUGGCACCUCCACUGUCUAAAGAGGAGUUCUACAGGGAACAGCGCAGAUUGAAGGAGGAAGAAAAGAAGAAAUCUAAACUCGAGGAAUUUGCAAAUGACUUUGCCAAGGAGCUAAUGGAAUAUAAGAAAAUUCAGAAGGAGAGGAGACGCUCCUACUCCAGGUCCAAAUCUCCAUACAGUGGUUCAUCCUACUCAAAAAGCUCCUACUCCUAUUCAAAAUCAAGAUCUGGUUCUUCACGGUCACGUUCUUACUCUCGUUCCUUUAGCCGGUCACGCUCCCGCUCUUUUUCGAGAUCACCUUCGUACCAGAGGAAAGUACAUUCAAAGGGCCGCACUUACCGUUCGAGAUCUCGGUCUCAUGGGUAUCCCCGUUCUAGAUCUCGGUCCCCGUACCGGCGGUACCAUUCACGAUCUAGGUCCCCUGUCUAUAGGGCCCCAUCUCCUAACAAGAGAGUCAUUGCACCAACAGAACCCGAAAGGAACGAUCGUGAAUACUUCAACCGCUACCGGGAGAUACCUCCCUAUGACAUCAAGGCUUUGUACGGGCGACAACCUGACCUAAGAGAUCCGUACGAAAGGCAAAGAUUUAGAGAAUGGGAGAGAAAAUAUAUAGACUGGUAUGAGAAGUAUUAUAAAGGCUGCGCCGUGAAUGCGUUACCACGACAGAGGUCACCUGUCAACAGGGAUAACUUCUCUCCGAAUCGCUUCCCGAUUCAGCCUCAAGCUCGCCGAGAUAACUCUCCAUAUAACCGAGGCCGCAGAGAGGAUUAUCCUCCCCUGAUGCCACAUCGCGGCCGUCCAAUGGGCGCUCCAUAUCAAGAAAAGCUGCCUCCGCGUGACGCUCAUAUCGUGAAGGAUAACAGAAGGUCAAAGGAGAGAGAAGCGGCGAACCCACCUACAGACUACAAAGGUGGGAGCAAGCACAAGAAGCAUCGCAAAAAGCGGAAAGGGGAGGAACACGAAGGACCGAACAAAAUGGAUAUCGACUCUACCCGGAAACACAGAGACGCGCAUGGAGAUGAUGUCAAAAGAAGCGAGCCCCCCUUUGUGCCCACGAGCAAAGAUGAUGCCACUCCUGUGCGGGACGAACCAAUGGAUGCCGAGUCUGUUGCUAUAAAGCCGGUCUCUGAGAAGGACAAGAGAGAGAAGCCUAAAGGAAAACCCGAAAAAGCAAAACGGAAACCCGAAGGAAAUCCGACCAAAAAGGAGACCUGCAAGGUGAUAAAGACCGAAAAAGUAGGUUGUGACGGUGAGAAGGAAAGACCUGCUAGUACAGAACCACCUCAAAAAAGGCCUAAAGAGGAGCCAGUCAAGGGGGAUGUUACCAAGCACCCUCCAUUGCUGAAGGAUGAGAAGACCGCUUUACUGCCCCGCAAGGUUCACCUCAAACUGAUGAAGGAAAACCACGAUGGCAAACCACCCAAAGAUGAUAAGAACAAGAAAGAACCCCCAAAAGACGCAAAACCCGAGAAGCCUGUCGCCAAGGAGGACGUGUCAAAAAAGCCGGCAGAGAAAUCCCGAGGAACAGACGCCAAGCAAGAAAAGCGGAAAAGGAAAACGGACGAGAAAAUCUCAGAAAAAGAAACGGAGAAAAAUCCCAAAGCGGUAGCCAGUGACCCAGCGAAGCCUUCCGCCAUCAAAGUAAAGUCUGAGGCGGAGGUCAAGAACCCUGAGAAAUUAGCUGAACAGGAGAAGCCCCCGCCUGUGAAAAAAAUCAAAUUAAACCGGGAGACCGGGAAGAAAAUACCGACCGCUGAAUCUACAGGAGCGGCUGAAGAGGCCCAAGAUAAAACGGAGCCUCCUGUGGUGGCCAAGCCAAAAGCAGAUCGCGUGAAGGGGAAGGUGAGGCGGAAAGUUACCAUUCCAGAUGGGUCUGGAUCCACCUUGGUGGAUUAUACCAGCACAAGUUCCACCGGUGGAAGCCCUGUUCGAAAAGGGGAGGAGAAAUUGGAUGCCAAGAGAAUGGUUAUUAAGACAAUGGAGGAAUAUAACAACGAUAGCACUACUCCUGCUGAAGAUGUAAUAGUAAUCGUUGAAGUUCCACAGUCUAAGUGGGAGAUAGAUGAUUUUGUGUCAGAUGACGAGACAAAAGAUGCUCAGAAUAUCACUGCUACAGAUAAACCAACGAGCGUACCAGCAAAGUCUUUACCCACGGCAGCUCUUCCAGAUAAAGAGGCCAGCUCCACGGAGAAGCCGAAACUACCCCGGGAACAUGGAGAGGGGGAUUCGCCACAAGAUUCCAACACAAAUAAAGAAUCUGCCGUAACGCACGCUAAAACUAGAUCGAGUGAUACAGACAAACCUGCCGAGGACAAGGAAGCGUCCAACAAAAGAAAAGGAAGCUCCCCGACUGACAGCAGCUCCGAUCGUUCCGGUCGUCUCUCCAAAGAAAGGGCUCCCGAGAAAGUAGAUUCCGCGCGAAGCUCUUCCAGCCGAGAGAAAAAGUCGGACCAUUCAGAGAACCGGGACAAAAAGACGGAGCACGAAAGCAGGGAGAGGGAUAAGAAACUGGAUCAUGACAACAGAGACAAGAAAAAUGACCAUGACCGAGAAAAAGACAAGAAGCCAGAGUCUGACAAUAAGGAAAGGGACCGGAGACAAGAAAGUGAGAGCAAAGAAAAGGAGAAGAAACCAGAGCAUGAGAAUCGAGAUCAUAGCAGCUCUAAGAGGCGAGAUGAGAGGAGGAGAGACUCUCCGAUCAGGAGCAGAGAGUCAUCUUCUAGUUCCCAAAAACCCAAACCCAGAGACACGCAACCCGAGUCGUCUAGGAGAGGCGCAGGGGACUCGAAACGCGCCAGCUACAGCCCUGCGCGAGAACGCAGACCCAAAAGUGACCAGAAAGCUUCCGAUGGCAAACGCUCCACCCUCGAUCAAAAAUCCCCAGAGAAAUCUAAUACGAGAGGAAGGGAGAGACCUGCCGCCGCGUCAAAGGGUGCAGAUGAACCCACUGAGAACAAGCCUUCAUGCACAAAACACUCUUCACCAGAACCCAAACCGGACGCGGAAUUUAAUGAAAAAGACCCCAACAAGCUAAAGCCGCCUCAGAGUCGCUCGACGAGGCUUUCCACCGACCUGGCCAGGGAGACAGACGAGGCUUCCUUCGUGCCUGAUUACAACGAGAGUGAUAGCGAGGCUUCCGUGAAACAGGAAGACCCUCCAGCCCUGGACUGCCAGGAAAACAAAAUUAAGGAGGAUUCUGCCAUGGACGCCCCCGAGCCGACGGACAUUGCUCUGCCCGGGACUGGCCACAGCAGUCCCAGCAUCAGCCGUAGCCACAGCCCUGCCGGUUCUCAAACCCACAGCCGCAGCAGCAGUGCCACUUCGGCGGGCAGCCAGGACAGCAAGAAAAGAAAGAAGAAAAAGGAGAAAAAGAAACACAAGAAGCACAAGAAACACAAAAAGCAUAAGAAGCACGCCGGGAACGAGUCCGAGGCGGAAAAGACAGAAAAGUCUCAAAAACACAAGCAUAAAAAGAAAAAGUCCAAGAAGAGCAAGGACAAGGAGACUGAGAAAGAGGAGGCCAAAGUCAAACCUCCUGUGUCGGUGUGAGCCGCGGCCGAUGGAUCCGUCAGCGGAAGGCCUGUCCCAACUUAACUGUAUACAUUUUAUUUUCAUUCAUUGUAAAUUCAGUGUAAAUAUUGGGAAACUGUGCCACACUUAAUAUAUUGAUUGACUUUUACAUAAGAGCUUUAUAAAGUGAACAUUUUUGUACAGAACUGCGUGUGUUAUGAA